AGCUAUGAAUACCCGCAACAAUCGUAACCGUCAGCUAUCUCUGUCUCCUUCCCCGCCUCCUCGUUAUCACCAGGCCCCUCCGGCCAUGGACUUGACCCAACUCAUAGUCCAGUUUCAGAGAAUGAAUGCACCGACUUUCGCGGGGACUGAGAACCCCACUGCAGUACUGGAAUGGAUUAAAGAGCUGGAUAAGAUUUUCGCUCUACUUCCUCUCCCGGACCGACAGCGUGUAUCACUCGCAGCUUAUCAGAUGAAGGAGGACGCUUCUGACUGGUGGAUUGACCACUGGGCUCGGAAGCUAGAGGCGGAGCUUCAUGCUCUCACUUGGGAGCAGAUGAAAACGAUGUGCCACGACAAGUUCCUUCCCCAGAGUUUCUGGGAUAGGAUGGAACAUGAGUUCUACCAUUUGCAGCAGGGCAGCUCCACCGUGGACGAGUAUGUUCGCACUUUCACCCGGAUGUGUCUUUUUGCUGGCAACUCGGUGAAUACCGAUGCCAAGAAGGCCCGCAAGUUUCUUAAGGGGCUCAAUCAGAGGAUCCGUGAACUGGUGGAAAGUCACGGAUUGAUGUCUUUCGCCGACACUGUGAGUCGGGCUCAGAAGGUGGAGAGCUGUCUCAUUCCGAUAGCUCCAGUCCCUUCAUAUAUUCAUGCCUCCCAGCCUUCUCAGACCGUUGUUCAGUAUGCCCAGCCUAUUACCUCUGUGCCGCCCAGCUCCAGCUCGGGCAAGAGGAAGUCUGACUUUCAGAACAAAAAGAAGGGAAAGAAGGGGAAUUUCGGUCAUCGCGAUAAUCGCCCCACCGGCAACCAUACCUGCCUGAGAUGCGGCAAGUCCCAUGGAGGCGAGUGCCUCGCGAACCAGCGCUCAUGUUUCAACUGCAACCGUCUAGGGCACUAUGCUAAUGUUUGCCCCGAUCCGAAGAGACA
This is a messenger RNA of Striga hermonthica, 924 nucleotides long. Lineage: Eukaryota; Viridiplantae; Streptophyta; Magnoliopsida; Lamiales; Orobanchaceae. The record is from the annotation of a GenBank genome assembly.